Messenger RNA from Aspergillus fischeri NRRL 181, 678 nucleotides. It is a transcript of the gene tpcF, whose product is annotated as glutathione S-transferase tpcF. The coding region runs from base 1 to 678 and encodes 225 amino acids. Lineage: Eukaryota; Fungi; Ascomycota; Eurotiomycetes; Eurotiales; Aspergillaceae. The transcript has a single exon. The record is from RefSeq and is a predicted model, not a curated record.
AUGACUGACAUCAAACCCAUCACAGUCUACGGCAAGGGCGGCCCCAAUCCCCCGCGCGUAGCCAUCAUCCUCGCCGAACUGGAUCUCCCGCAUGAGAUCAUCACGGUGCCUCUAUCCAAGGUCAAGGAACCCGAUUAUGUCGCCAUCAAUCCCAACGGGCGCAUCCCCGCCAUCUACGAUCCCAACACCGACCUCACGCUGUGGGAAUCCGGUGCGAUCGUCGAGUAUCUCGUGAGCCACUACGAUCCCAACCACCGGAUCAGCUUCCCUGCGUGCUCCAACCUCGCCGCCCUGGCGACGCAGUGGCUGUUCUUCCAGGCCAGCGGCCAGGGCCCGUACUACGGCCAGGCGUCCUGGUUCAAGAAGUUCCACCCGGAGAAGAUCCCCAGCGCGAUAGAGCGCUACGUCGAAGAAAUCAAUCGCGUGACAGGCGUGCUGGAAGGCCAUCUGUCGCGCCAAAAGGUGGCAUCAGACGGGGAUGGUCCUUGGCUCGUCGGCGGCAAGUGCUCCUUUGCCGAUCUGGCGUGGAUUCCCUGGCAGGUCAUUGUCACGGCGAUUAUUCAGCCGGACGAUGGAUACACUAUAGAGGACUAUCCGCAUGUGAAGAACUGGUUGGAUCGCAUGAUGGCACGGCCGGGAGUUAAGAAGGGCAUGGCGGACAUCUUCCCUUCUACCUGA